Balaenoptera acutorostrata (minke whale) is the source of this 863-nucleotide messenger RNA. RefSeq names its product tumor protein, translationally-controlled 1 (gene TPT1). Gene Ontology annotation, molecular function: calcium ion binding. The transcript is spliced from 6 exons. Gene Ontology annotation, cellular component: cytoplasm. NCBI's taxonomy places the organism in Eukaryota, Metazoa, Chordata, Mammalia, Artiodactyla, Balaenopteridae. The coding region runs from base 132 to 650 and encodes 172 amino acids. The record is from RefSeq and is a predicted model, not a curated record.
UGGGGAGCGGCAGAGUCGGCCUUUUCCGCCCGCUCCCCCCUCCCCCCGAGCGCCGCUCCGGCAGCACCGCGCUCGCUCUGAGCUCCGUGCUCCUAAGCCAGUGCCACCGUUGUCUCCCUCCAGUCGCCAUCAUGAUCAUCUACCGGGACCUCAUCAGCCAUGAUGAGAUGUUCUCCGACAUCUACAAGAUCCGGGAGGUCGCGGACGGGCUGUGUCUGGAGGUGGAGGGGAAGAUGGUCAGUAGGACAGAGGGUAACAUUGAUGACUCGCUCAUUGGUGGAAAUGCCUCCGCUGAAGGCCCCGAGGGCGAAGGUACCGAAGGCACAGUAGUCACUGGUGUGGAUAUUGUCAUGAACCAUCACUUGCAGGAAACCAGCUUCACAAAAGAAGCCUACAAGAAGUACAUCAAAGAUUACAUGAAGUCAAUCAAAGGGAAGCUUGAAGAACAGAGACCAGAAAGAGUAAAACCUUUUAUGACAGGGGCUGCAGAACAAAUCAAGCAUAUCCUUGCUAAUUUCAAAAACUAUCAGUUCUUUAUUGGUGAAAACAUGAAUCCAGAUGGCAUGGUUGCUCUGCUGGACUACCGUGAGGAUGGUGUGACCCCGUAUAUGAUUUUCUUUAAGGAUGGUCUAGAAAUGGAAAAAUGUUAACAGAUUUGGCUGUUUGGAUCUGUCACCUGCUCGUCAUAACUGGCUGGCUGCUGCUGUUCAUCCACACAACACCAGGACUUAGACAAAUGGGACUGAUGGCAUCUUGAGCUCUUCGUUUUGAUGUUGAUUUGUUUGGAGCGGAGGCAUUGAUUUGAGGAAAAAAAAAAAACAUGUCAUGUAGGUUGUCUAAAAAUAAAAUGCAUUUAAACUCAA